Thunnus maccoyii (southern bluefin tuna) is the source of this 3490-nucleotide messenger RNA. Its product is annotated as serine/threonine-protein kinase NIM1. NCBI's taxonomy places the organism in Eukaryota, Metazoa, Chordata, Actinopteri, Scombriformes, Scombridae. The transcript has 4 exons. Gene Ontology annotation, biological process: intracellular signal transduction; protein phosphorylation; microtubule cytoskeleton organization. Bases 844 to 2223 code for a protein of 459 amino acids. Gene Ontology annotation, cellular component: cytoplasm. The record is from RefSeq and is a predicted model, not a curated record. Gene Ontology annotation, molecular function: ATP binding; tau-protein kinase activity; protein serine/threonine kinase activity.
AUGGCUGAAGCCUCAUAUAAGCUUCAGGUAAAAAUUUUAAAUACUUUUUUCCUCAAAACAAGGAUUUUGUCCCUCUUCACUUACAUUGUAAGCGCAUUUAAAGGGGACAUUUUAAUGGCCAGAACAAACUGGAGGAAAGAUUACAGCAAGCAAAAAUUGUUUCAGUGUUCAUAUGGGCACCUGACUGUUGUUUUAAAACAGACUUGAAAAAUUGUUAACUUAUCUAAAUGAUGAGAAUUUGAAUUAUUUCAGACCAGUGCAGCAACACAAUACAUCUGACAAAGUAGAAUAAAUAAUUGGCUAAUGCUGUUGAGAGGGAACUGAACCACUCUUACUUCCAUUAUAACCUUGUCCCAGCCCCUUGACCCCGAACAAUAAUGAUGGUCGCAUUGUAAAGGUAAUCCUAUCAGUGUCCUUUACAAGCACCUGCAUCCGGCUGGAGAUUCAUGUCUAGGGGUUAAAGUAGCCUCUGUAAAGCCUGUCUGUUGUCUUGUCUGUGUGGGAGGAGUCCAACACUCAGGGAUUACAGGGUGACAUAUUCUGGAUUAUACAACAGGAGACAAUACCAUAGCAGAGGGACAGAGCUGGGGACAAAGAGCAGUGGCACUACAGCAGCAUCUGGACACGCAGUUGGUUUUCUGAGGAAUAUUUUCCUGAUGCAUACAGAUGCUUUUGAAUUCACAUCAUGCAGCUCAUGUCUUUUCAGGUUACUCUUUUCCUUCAGUUUUUGGUUUGUGGAAAUUAGUUUUCUCUGUAAUUUACCACCUUCUUGUUUUUUAAACUUCUCAAGAACUCAUAUAACAAAGAAAAACAGAGUUUCUUCCAGUGCCUGGGAUAGGAAUCAUGUAUUUGAACAACAGAAAUAAUGCCAUCAACACAGAAAGGAGUAAGAAGAACGUAAAAGGGAAAACAUGGGCUCAGCUGAAAUCAACUCCACAUCAGGAAUUCAUCACCCUGACUUCUCCAAAAGUUAGGGAAAGGAAUAAAAAUGUGGAGACAAAGGAGAACAUGACGGAGGAGCAGGAGGCGAUGCAGCGUACCACGUUUGGGAAGGCCCUCUAUGAUCUGAGCCAUUCAGAGAAGGUGAUGAAUGAUCUGAUAUUUGGACGGCGGGUUGGGCUCUACGAGCUGAGAGGGGAGAUCGGCUCCGGCAACUUCUCCCAGGUUAGAUUGGGAAUACAUGACCUGACCAAAGAGAGAGUGGCAGUUAAAAUCCUGGAUAAGGUGCGUCUGAACAAGCAAUCACAGGCACUUUUUGCCUCUGAAAUAUCUUGCAUGGAGAAGCUUGCCCACCCCAACAUAGUGCGUCUGUAUGAGGUGGUGGAGACGUUCAAGAGGCUCUAUCUGGUGAUGGAGUAUGCCAGUGGGGGAGAGCUGUUCUGUCGGAUCAGCACCAGGGGGCGCCUCUCUGACCUGGAGAGCAAGCUUGUGUUUUCUCAGGUCUUGUCUGCAGUCAAACACAUGCAUGAUAGUAAUAUCGUCCACAGGGACCUGAAAGCAGAGAAUGUCUUCUACACCAGCACCUACUGCAUUAAAGUGGGUGACUUUGGUUUCAGCACAUUCUGCUGCCAACCUAACGAUGUCCUUCACACUUCCUGUGGCUCUCCACCUUACGCAGCCCCCGAGCUGUUCAAAGAGAAAGGCUACAUCGGUCAAUAUGCAGAUAUUUGGGCUCUGGGUAUCUUACUUUACUUCAUGGUGACUGCCACUAUGCCAUUCAAAGCUACCAACACAGGCAGGCUUAAGUGUUGUAUCCUGCAGGGUUCCUAUGCCAUUCCCUCUUAUGUACCCGCAUCCUGCCAGGAGAUCAUUAAAGGCCUCCUGAGGCCCGUGCCUGUGGAUCGCCUCACUGUGAAACAGAUCAUGGCCAGUGACUGGAUGAGAGGCAUUGAGUACCCUCAGGCCUACCCUACUUGUAGCACUACACCCUCCCACCUGGCCGAGCCCUCCUACAACCUCAGCUCAGAUGAACUAAAUGUUAAGGCAGCUUUGGAGGAUCUUGGUAUCACAAAGGUCCAUCUCAUCAACAAUGGCUUAGAUUUGAGAAGCCCCGUUACUGGGGCUUACCGGAUUUUGUUACAUCGCAUCCAGAAGAGAAGGUCUGUGGAAGCUGUGGGCUACAAUCAGACGUGCACCAAAGAGUCCCAGAACAGACUCAGAUGGAGAGCAGGCUCAGAUGGCCUGCUGAAUAAACGCCACUCUGUGGUCUGUAUCAUUAUGUAGUUUUUUUCUUAACAGAAUUAGAUCAUAUAUUUUUGCCUUCUUUCCGAGAAUUAAAUGAGAACAUUGGUGCAACUGUCAGACAUGAGAUUUAUGUUGGUCUCCUCAUCCAACUCUUAGAAUAAACAAAGCAAAUAAGCAUUUGCAAAAUGUCAAACUGUAAUGUCAAACAAAAUGUAAAUUAUUCCUUUAAUAGUAUUCCUAUUGUUGUAGCAAAGCUAAAAAGGGCAGACCUUGGCUUCAGAUUUGACUUUGUCUAUGAAUACAUGCUCUCAUAUUACUGGAAGUCACUGUGGAUAAAAGUAUAGACCUAGUGGCAGAUUCUGUGACCAGACUUGGCACUCUUCUGUCCACUAGCAUAACAUCUAAAGUUUUUAUAGUGUGAGCUACAUUUAAACUAACUGAGCAUGAAAGAAAUUUCACAUGGGGGCUGAAAAAGAAGAAAUGAUCCCUCUUCCAGUAAGGCAACAGGAACAUGACAAUAACAAAACCACAUCCAUUUUUUUUUAAAUAAAUGAGUGAAAUGUCAAAGAAAAGUGAGCAAUAGCAACGGCCAGAAAGGAUCGAUUUCAUUUCAGUUUUCUUUCCAGAUCCAGAUUUCUUUGAUAUUCAAGAGCUUGGACUUGUGAAACAUUUCAAUCACAUUUCCAUGACUUUUCCGGGUUAUUAAUGUGUUUUUGAGAUACUGAUAUCCUUUUCUUCCUUGUUAUUUAUACUCCAUAAUAAUUUUUCGAUGAGAAACAGGAAAAAACUUAAUAAUAGACUUAUUAAUAGAAAUAAUCAAACAAAUAAAUUAGCAGGCCAAUAGGUUACAGGCUAUUUGUUUAAAAGGAAAGACAGGGUUAAUAACGUGGGCUUAACAAUGUGUAACUGCCCCAGAAAUUACAUACUGACCUUAUAUUUAAAGGAGGAUGAGGAGUCAGUAAAUGAUGAAAUUAGGUUGUUUUUUUAUUUCUGUAAAACUAAAAGGGACUCUCUAUUUCUGAACUUUCAACUCUUGUAUCUCCUUGUGUUUCAUACUGUGUGUAUCUUUCAUUAUAUUAAAAUAGUUGAAACAGUAUGUGUAUUUGUGUAAUUGUAGUGAUAUUUAUUUUUAAAGCAUCUCAAGAGGCUUCCUGAAUCAGUUCACAGAUUUCACUUAGCCUGCAAUAGAAAAUUGACCUUUACUGAUAAAGAAUAGACAAUUAUUAAAUCACUACAUUUAUGGUGCUGCAAAAUUGAUGUGUCAUAUAUUUAAAUAAUGUUGACAGGCAAACAAUAAUUUACAAUC